GACCAGUCCCACCCAUUCACCGUCUCAAAUUCCUAAUUGAGCCGGCUAAGAUCCGUAGAUCAAAUUUUAAACUGGAUACGUGAUGGAUUCGCGAUCGCGAAUCAUAGCAGUGAGUCCGUGGAGGUGCGUGCAGGUUCUCGUGGAUGGGAGAUGCCUCUAAGCGAGAAGGGGCGCCGGACGAAUUCACGAGGGGACAUAAAACAUUGUCUUAUUUUCAUUCCCGAGAAGAGAGAAGCACUGCACCUUGUUGUGUGAUCCGUGCACGGAGGAGGAACGAAGAGAGCUCUGAGGUCGGAUCGAAGGAGAGAUCAGAAAUGGUUGCUAUCUCACUUUACAGAGGGAACCUUCACAGGGUUCCCGAUGUUCCCCGUCGAUGGCUGAUGCCAACUCCUCGCAUUUCCGUCAAAGAUUUCAGAACUCUCAUCCGCAAGCGAACCAAAGCCCUUUCUCGCCUCUCAGCCGCCACCGCCGCCGUCGAUGCCACUACCUCAUCUGACGCUAACCCUAACUCUAGCCCUAACCCUAACCCUAACGCUAACCCUAAAGCCUGCUCUAACCCCGAUUCAAAGCAAGAGGAAGGCGUUGGAGACAGUGGCUGCUCCAAACAAAAUCACCAAUCUACUGAAACUACUCAGCCCCAAUCCCAAUUAACCGCGGUCAAUUGUUCUGUUGGGCUGCCAUCUGCUGGGCACGCUAGAGAUCAAAGCGAAGAAGACGGUGAUUCUCGUCCUGAACAAAUCAGGGCUGCUUCCGAUCCUCUUCCAUCACCUGCUUCCAAUCUUGCCGUACCAGAUGCCGGUGCCUGUACCUCAAAAGCUUCGCAGGAGGAGAAGCCGUUGUCCUCGGUCCAACUCACCGUGGAGGUAAAUGGUUUGGAUGUACCAAGUGACAAAGAGAAAAGGAAACUUGAAUUGGAGGAGAAGUUGCAAACUUUAAAUGAGAAGAAGCACAAUCUAGUACAAAUGCUGAAGCAGAUUUUAAAUGCUGAGGAGGAAAUGAAGAAGCGAACCAGUAUGCAAGCAUCAAUUACUCGCCCUUCUGAUCCUCUGCAAGUGAAUGCUACAGCUGAAUUGGGGUCAGUUACUAGGCAUGCUGCUCCUAGGAUGAGCUCUGAAGCUAAUUUUGGUGGUGAUCUAGAAGGAGAAGCUGAAGAUGUUUCUAACCACAGUACACAAGGCCGCCAUUUGCACCGCAUGCGCAGCACAUCUCCCUCUGCUGCUUCUCCUCUCAGAAGGCCCAUGUAUAGCCCUCUUCAACACAAUCCAGUUCUGAACACCAAUCGAGCAAGUAUUGGAGCCACUGUUCAUACCCAGCCUUCUACAGCCCCAUCAAUGGCCGUUAUAGCAAGUCCAUCACGUUUUGCUCCUACCGCACACCAAAGCCAUUCUGCGAAUUUGGCAACAGUGUCAGUGUCUGGAACACAUUAUGUUGCCUCGUCUCCUUCUCCUGCAGGAUCAGGGGGUACAUCAGUCUUUAGAGAUGCUCGUUUGACCAGUCCUUCAUGGAAUUAGUAGGGAUUCAGUAAUCUCAUGCUGACAUGUAAGCAAUAUUAGUUUACCCUGUUCAAUAACUAUUGCAUUUUGAGAUGGGUUGUUGUGGAGGAAAACAGUGAACAUUAUAACGAAGCUUAAAGCAAUACCUUUGUCAUCAUCAUGAUGAUCCAAGCUUGAUCUGAACUAUUUGGGGUGAUUUGUUCCAUCAUUCAGCUAUCUAAGGUCAUAUCAUUCCCUUGACCUUUUGUUAUAUAUAGUGUAUUCAAUAUGGAAAUUGUGUUUGAAGCUUGUGUCCA
Molecule: messenger RNA, 1789 nt
Organism: Macadamia integrifolia
Lineage: Eukaryota; Viridiplantae; Streptophyta; Magnoliopsida; Proteales; Proteaceae
Exons: 4
Coding region: 144-1511 (455 amino acids)
Cellular component (GO): chloroplast
Source: RefSeq, a predicted model, not a curated record